Molecule: messenger RNA, 2598 nt
Organism: Lithohypha guttulata
Lineage: Eukaryota; Fungi; Ascomycota; Eurotiomycetes; Chaetothyriales; Trichomeriaceae
Exons: 3
Coding region: 1-2598 (865 amino acids)
Source: RefSeq, a predicted model, not a curated record
AUGACACACGAGUCGGCACAAGAUAUCACCACGACCUCCAGAGCAGCCACACGUCGUCCCAGCGCCAAUGGAGCAACUGGCUAUCGAUACUCUGAUGUCUAUCUCACUGAGCAGGCGACAGCUCAUCUCGGGGAUGUGAAUGUCUACCCCCAAUAUUACGCCAAUCAUACUGCGCAAGGUUCGCAGUUCUUACUACGCCCUACCAUCGUCAUACCUUUCCGUCGUGACGUUCGCGAUUUCGUCGAGCGCAACAUUCUCAAAGACAUUGCAGAACGCUGGUCUCACCCAGCUGCGCGCGUCGCUAUAGUCGGACUGGGAGGAGUUGGAAAAACACAGAUCGCCAUCGAACAUGCCUACCGAUGUCGAGACGCCGAUCCUAACAUGUGGAUAUUCUGGGUCCACGCCAGCAGUGCGGAGCGUUUUCAAGAAGGAUACAAGGACAUCGCUGCCACCCUCCAGCUGACGGGGUGGGACAAUCCCCAGGCCGACAUUCUGAGCAUGGUUCAGCGGUGGCUCUCAAACGAGCACAACGGUCGUUGGACCAUGGUGCUAGACAACGCUGACGAUUCGGAUGUUAUAUUUGGUCUGUCAGCCCCUAGAACUGAUACCCAGAUAGCAAUCUCUUCAUUGUCAGCCCAAGCCGGCUCGACAAACCGAUCGUUGUCAACCUAUCUUCCAGUAUCACCUAAUGGGUCGAUUCUUAUCACCUCCCGUAACCGCCGUAUUGCAGAGGGUCUUGUUGACUAUUCCCAGGACAUCCUCGAAUUGACGUCAAUGACAGUUGAAGAGGCUGCCAGUCUUCUCUCAAAGAAGCUGGGACACGAUAAGAACGGCACAAUCGAAGAUGAUCAUAUAUGCUUGGUGCGAGAGUUGGACUGCAUACCGCUAGCUGUUUCUCAAUCAGCAGCGUAUAUUCUUCAACGUGCUCCACGUAUGGACGUCGCUAGCUACCUACAAAAGCUUAGAUCGACUGAUACUUAUCGUGAUAGGCUGCUGGCCGUACAAGGUAUUCGAGGCGCACGGCGAGAUGAGAAGUCUUCUAAAUCCAUACUAACCACUUGGCACAUCUCAUUCCAACAUAUCCAGACCGCCCAGCCAUCUGCGGCAAGGCUCCUGGCCCUUAUGAGCCUCUUCGAUCGUCAGACCAUUCCCGAAGACCUGCUAGUAGGCCGAUACUCCAUAGGCAUUCACAGCUCGUGGAAGCCGCCAGGCAAUCAAGACAGCUUCCAGUCCACCUUUGAGGACGAUAUCUCCAUUUUAAAAGCUUAUAGUUUGAUCAACAGUGGUGCGAGCGACAAUCUGUUCACUAUGCAUCGAUUGGUUCAAUAUUCAACCCAGAAAUGGCUUCAGCUCACAGAUUCCGUAGAGCGUUCAGACAACGAGGGCAUAACCGAUACGGCAAGGAAUGCUUUUGAAGAACGGGUGAGCAACUACGAUAUAUUUUCUGACUCGGGCUACAACAGCGCCGAGCCUGCCGGCACGAUAAAGGCGAUGUCAUUUGCGACAGAUUCCAUCGUCCAUGCCAAUGUGGAAAUGGCAGAUGAUGAAGAAAGUGCAAUGUCAGACCGAGAAACAUCUGUUCGUAGCAUUCAGCGGGUCAUUAGAAGUCAGGAUGACAUACAAUCUCGUCUCGGUCUUCCCUUUUCACCGGCGGUUCGGAAAGCCGAAGUUUUGUUGCUACAGCUUCUAUGCGAAGAUGAAUUGUUCGCUGAGUCGUGUCGACUUAUGUUUCUGGACUUUCAGGACUCGAGUUUACUUGACUCGUCUUUGCGCGAGGACAUUACGGAACUUCUGAAGUACUAUUUCCUCGAUCUACGGCAAGCGGCGAUAACAAGGCUUGAACACGCAGCUUCGACUUUGUUUAGAAGUCGUUUCUACCGUGAGCGAAUAGCAACAAAUAUCGUCCGUCAUAUCAGAAAUCAGACACCACUCUACGUGGACGACGAAGACGAGAAUGCGACGAGGGAAAAGACAUCCAUGUCCAGGGAGGACUUAAACUUAUGGCUGAUGAAGAAUGCGGGUUUCGGUAACAUCGAGUAUGAUUCUCAGCUUGAUAAUGAACAAGCCCAGUCUACCAACGAGAAGCGACACGGAAAUCCGAAUGAUCACACAGCGGGAGAAGGGGCUGAGGAUCAGGAAUCUUCAUUACAUGAUGCAGUGUCAGAAAUCAUUCGGGACGACGACCUUGUCGGCAAAAUGGAGUAUUUCCUGCUUAAAGGGCAGCCAUUUCAUUCACUCGUGGAUCGGGCCAACUUCCACACACUUCGUCCUCAAUUCUGUACAUUGGGCCGCGUUCUAAUGACGUUUUCAAAAGACAGUGUUUCUUUUAAAACUACUGAUCAAGCGAACUGGUAUGAGCGAUGCGCCAAUUUCGUAUCACGGCAUUCAGAAAUUGAAUGGGGCUGGUGGCCGCUGCCACUACCCAAGACUCCACUUCAUCCAAGUGACAUUCGAAUUUCGUGGAUAUGCGUAAGUCCUUGUCGUCGCUUCGUGCGCCUGUGUUCUUGCAAUGUCCCACUGACGAUCGCAGCAUUGUGGCCGAAGAUACCAUCAAGACGUGCCUGCCGAAGAUGGGCGAAGACUGAAACGAUUGCUUGA